UACUUCAGGGUAUGUCAACUAACACUAUGAAAUAUAUAAGUUGAUGUACAUUAUCAAGAUAUGCUCACUGAUUGACCUCUAAAUGAUUUCAGGCUCUCAUUCAAAGAGAUCCCAUCACCUCUACACAACUUCUUUAUCGGAUGUUCACCAUUCUAUCUAUACUUUAAUACAUUCCAGCUCUUCUAUUGUUUUUUAAGUAAGAAUUUAAAUGAGAUUACUCGCAGACUUUUGUUAAUACAAGAUUUCCAAUCUCAAAGUUAUCAAGACUCAAGCAUUUUUCCGCGCGUAGCGCGGACGAAACAUCUAGUAAAUAUAAAUAUAUGAUGUGGAAUGUACGUAAUAGACAAACAUGUAUAUUUAUGCUUGAAAUCUGGAAGAGAAAGCAAAAAUGGCAACGGAAAUUAACUAACACCUACUUUUUCUUUUAAUCAAAGCUUAUCCGACCUUAAAAUUCCCAUAUUAAACAGAUACCGACAGAUUUGUGCCAAAACAAAACUAAAAUAUGUAAUAUGUAAUCAUCAGAAUGGUGAUUAACCCGGAUCUACUACCUCUACUGGUGAAGCUUUUUUGCCCUAAGGGUGCAAGUGUCAGAUCCGAGUCUCAACAGCUGUGAGGAGAAGAAAUAGCAACCGGCUCUUGUCCUUAACUUAAGCAGAUUAUAGGAUUCGGCUCAGAACUUCUUGCAAUUACAAACAGUAAGCUGGUCUAACUACUUAGAACCUCGGAUCCUUGGCUCAACCUACAGCAGGCUACAAAUUAACCAGUUAAUAAUACAUGUUAAAAGGUGACAGUCGUACAUCUUCCCAAGGUAUUGAUUCGGCUUUGUCAGGUCGCCAAUGCACUGCACACUCUUACCAAGUGGGACCCAAACUAUAUAGAAUGGUUUAGAACAACACAACCACAUUAGUGGAACUUAUUAGAACUUCAUCAGCACUAGACCAAAAUCCACCAAGUAGGAAUACCUAACUUUAAUUGUAUGUUUUGACUAUUAGUUGAUAUGAGCAACAAAUAAUUGAAGAGUGGAGCCCUGACUCCGACCACAUUUGUCUCCAUUUCCACAAAUCAAAAUCUCAUGUCCCUUCGAACAUGGAGCCAACUCUUACAACUAUUUGCCCACCCUAAUCGUAUUUCUAUCAAAUCAUCAUUUAUUUGCGCGAAACAUUGGUAUCCUGCAAUAAUUAUUUACUUCUACGUGGAAUAAAACACCCAAAACAUACAUACCAAAUGUCAUAACCUACAAGUUCUUUGGUCCACUUUAUAAAUUAACCUUGAGGUGGAGGAACAAUGAGGGUGCUUUUUUUUUUGAAAUUAAGCUAUUAGAAAUAAAGUAAUUAAAGAUAAUAAUGUUUCAUUUUCAGGAUGAUGUAAUUCAAAGGUGCAACAAAGCAUUUGUUCUAAACUUUUCUAGAAUAUAAUAUUAAUGUUACCAAGUCUAGAGCCAACAUAUAAACCCCACCAUGCAAACAUGUAUACUGUCACGUGUAUAUAACAGACAAAUUGCUUUGUUGUUCAAUAUUCACAUAUCAACAAAAGCAGUCCAUCGUCAAUCUAUCCUCAGAUUAAAGAAUCAUAUACUCAAAAAAAAAACAGUUAAACACUAUCGUUCUAAUAUAAGUUAAAACAGCAGUUUUGACCAAAAGAUUGGUUUAUGAUGGACGUUGAACCGGUGAUGUGCGAGUGUUGCGGAUUAACGGAAGAUUGUACGCAACACUACAUUAGUGAAGUCAAAGCUAACUUCGCCGGAAAAUGGCUUUGUGGACUUUGCUCCAAGGUGGUUAGCGACGAAGUCAGCCGAGAUCUGAAGCAGACAACGAUGGAGGAAGCUCUUAAUGCUCACGUGUUGUUUUGUGGCAAGUUUAAAGCUAACCCGGCAGAACUGGUCGCUGACGGCAUGAAACAGAUGCUACGUAGGAGGUCAGGUGACAUGUUGCCGGCCAAGUCCAAGAUGUUCGGAAGAUCUAAGUUCUAACACCAAGUAGUUGUGUUACACAUCUUGUUCUCUCAGUACUUUCUUCUCUUUUAGUGUUGGCUAAUGUAUAAUACAAUAAAAAAUGUAAAUCAGUACACUCAAACAACUAUUGCCAGUAAUCUUUGCAAGAACACAAGCCAUCUUUAUAACAGUGAAACCUAGUUCAAUAUCUCACUAUUAUCUCCUGUUCAUGCACUUUAUAGAUACCAUCUUUUUUUUUUUUUUUUUUUAAUAAAACUUCUUUUAUUUAUUUAUAUAACUUUGGGUUACAAAUCAAUACCACUACGGUAACUAUACAGAACCUAAACAAGAUUUCCCCCACUAACAAAUUCCCAAACCAAAGCAUAGAAAAACUCCUAAGGCAUUUAAAAAAUCGAGAGCCAAACCGCAAGAACUGAACUCUCUCCUAUUCCCAGAACUUGUGCACGAGCUAAAGGAUCCAACCUCAACCGAAUCGUUUGCUUAAUCUCUGAAAUGAUAGCUUCAGGAGGCCUCGCUGUAUCAGUAUGUACUCUGGAGUUUCUCUCUUUCCAAAUCAAAUACACGCAAGCUUGAUAUAUCAACCUCACAAUCAACUUCACAUUCAUGUCUCUUGUCGGAACCUUCAGCCAUCUCAACCUAUCCUCAAACACCCGAGGUGAGCUAAGGUGGAGUCUCGUUGUGAAAAACGACCAUACUCUCUCACUGAACUCGCAGUCAAAAAAUAAGUGCUGCCUGCACUCAUUAUGACCCACGCACAGCACACAAGAUGGUGGUACUAUCAAUCCCCAUCGUAGAAGUCUGUCUCUCGUUACCAUCCUAUCUCUUGCUGCCACCCAAGAUAAGAAAGCAUGCUUAAGAAUCCUACCCUAAAACCAUACCACAUCGUGCCAGUACACCUCCAACGUGCAGGGAAAUAGGGCUCUCCACGUCUCACUAGUAGAGAAAAUCCCUGACCCAUUCUGACCAUUAAUCCUCCAUUCGUAUUGAUCAUCAACUUCUGAGGCCAUAAUUGGUGAUGACUCAGGCAGGUUCUCCUUCAGGAAAGUAAUGAUUGCAUUCCUACUUCUACUCCUCUCAAAGCACCACCCCCUCACUCGUUAAAGCAUCUGCCACCACAGCAUUUAAACUGAUACCAGUCACAGCUGGUCCUCUCUCGCCAACCAACUCAAUAAGGGGGCCAAGGGAGGUCCAAUUAUCUAACCAGAAGCUUGCUGUAAUCCCCGAACCAAUCUGACAAUGAAUAAAAGGUCUCGCUUCAUCCCUCAACUUACACAAAGAUUUCCAAAUCCAACUGCCCCGACUCGAUGGUUGCAGCGUCCAGAAGUUCUCUGUCCCUAUCAAAUUUCUUCUGACCCACGAUGUUAUAGAUACCAUCUUGAAGAACGUGUGACAAUCCUUAGAUUCUCCACUAUCCUUAUAACAACGCUCGAGCCUUUCUUUUCUUCUUCUUUAUUCAUUAAAUCAAAAGAGUGAGAGUGAGUGAGAUACCAAGGUGUUGGCAGCAGGGAAAAUAAUUUUAUUUUUUCAAAUCUAAAUAAAAAAUUAAUUUGAAUUUCAGACCCAAACUUUUAACCGUAGCACUAAACCUAUUUUGACUAAUCCGACGUUAGUCAACCGUUAAUUCUAGGUGGAGUUAUAGCUCAAAACAUCGUCGUUUUAUAUAAUUACAUAAAACAAUGUCGUUUUAAGUAAAAAUAUAUAUUCCAUUAGUCACAACAAGGAAGCGAACCCAUUCUACGAGACUUCAUUACACAGAGGAUGGAACCACUCGACCAAUAUCACUAUCUUGUUAACAUUAAGUUUAAAAUUUAAAAGGUAGAACCACUAUGAGAGAUGAUCUUGUUUCCGAGAAUGACCAAGAGAUCGGAAGUGGAUACAUGGAUGAAGGAUGUUGGACUAAGAUUGAAGAUAAUUUGAGGCUCAAGUUAUUCUAUUUCUAAUGAGUUAUGGAAAAGGAAAGUUUAGAUAUCUAGGAGUUCUCUAAAUGUCAAUUGUGUUGUGAGUUUAGGAUGUUUACUUUCCUAUGUAUGGAGAUGCAAAGGUUUUGCAUGACAUGAAUUGAGAGUGUGUGAUUGAGAGCUUUAGUUUUUGAGUUAUUUUUCUAAGGCAAUAAAGAAAAGUGUUCUUUAUAUCUCAGUCUCAAAUUCUAUAUUUGGUAUCAGAGCAAACUAUGAAACUACGAUCAAGAGUUCUUACUGAAGAAGAACAAUGGCGGUCGUUAAAGAUGAAAUCGAGAUAACCUCCAAGGAGGCUAGACCAUUCUCUACAAAAUUCCCGAUGCUGAAUUCCUCAAACUACACCGUGUGGUUCAUGCGAAUGAAGAUCUCCCUCAAAGUCAACAAAGUCUGGGAGACUAUCGAUCCCGGAAGCAAACACGAGGAGGAGAAUAACAUGGCUAUUGCUUUAUUGUUCCAAUCCAUACCUGAGGCGUUAACUUUGCAGGUGGGUGACCUUGAUACAGCUAAAGUAGUCUGUAAUGCAAUUAAAGCUCGGCACGUUGGAGCAGAGUGAGAGAGAGAGUUAGAGAAGCACGAUUGCAAAAAUUUAUGGCAGAAUUCGAUAGAUUAAAGAUGAAGGGAGCUGAUAUAAUUGUUACCUUUGUCGGAAAGCUAUCCGAAAUCUCAACAAAAUCUGCUUCUCUUGGGGAAAUCGUGGAAGAACUGAAGCUCGUAAAGAAAUUUCUGGAGAGUUUGCCGAGAAAGAAGUAUAUUCAUAUUGUUGCAUCCCUCCAACAACAUACAUAUAUACCCACCACAAACUUGUUUAUAAAAACACAUUUACGUGACUCUUGUCCACCAACAUAUAUAUCCACCAGAAAAUUAUCCACAAUGUUAAUAUAUGUACCAAACUAAAAAAAAUUGAAGUAUUGUAAUAUAAAUUUAUCACUGCACAGUGCAGGAAAAACACCUAGUAGACAUUAUUUGCAAAAUACGUCCUAUGUACAAUCAUAUUCACUAACAAUGUGACAUGAUAUAAUAGAAAUGAUGACAUGACUUAUGAUUAAAUGUGACAUGAACGAUCAUAUUUAAUGAUGAUUUAUAUCUUUGGUAAAUUUUUUAGAAUAUAGUAAUAAUUCAUACAUCAUCAUUAAAGUAA
Messenger RNA from Brassica rapa (field mustard), 5047 nucleotides. RefSeq lists its product as uncharacterized. The record is from RefSeq and is a predicted model, not a curated record. Lineage: Eukaryota; Viridiplantae; Streptophyta; Magnoliopsida; Brassicales; Brassicaceae.